AUGUCAUUGGUUCAGCGCUUUGGAAAGCCUGAUUUAUUUGUACCUAUGACAUGCAACGCUAAAUGGCUUGAGAUAACAGCUGAACUUGCUGAUAGGGAACUUGCAGAAAAUCGUCCUGACCUUAUAGCGCGAGUUUUUCGAUCUAAACUUAUCAGCCUUAAACAUGAGAUCAUGAAAAAACAUGUGUUUGGUGAAGUUGAGGCAAUCAUAUAUGUGAUUGAAUUCCAAAAAAGAGGCCUUCCUCAUGCUCACUUCUUAAUCAUUCUUAAAGGUGAAUACAAGGUCAAAUCACCUUCAGAUUUUGAUAAGUUUGUGUGUGCUGAAAUCCCUGUUGAAUGUGGCAAUCUUCAGAAGAUAGUCUUGGCCCAUAUGAUGCAUGGCCCUUGUGGCCUACGGAACCCUUCAUGUGGGUGCAUGAAGAAUCAGGAAGAUGGCUCUAUUGCUUGUAUGUAUAAUUAUCCUAGGGCAUUUCUAAGUGAAACAACAAACAAUGAAGAUGGCUUCCCAAUGUACCGAAGGAGAAAUACUGGUGAAAGUGCAGUUAAGUACUUGUACAAGUAUGUGUACAAGGGCCAUGAUAGGGUGUCGUUCAAUGUGGCAGGCCAGCAGGAUGCAGCUUUGGAUGAAAUUAAAAACUUUCAAUCUGGUAGAUGGGUUUCUCCAUGCGAAGCAGCUUGGAGAAUUUUUGGAUUUGACUUAUUUGAAAUGCAUCCGUCUGUUCAGCUCUUACCUGUGCACUUGCCUAAUAUGCAAACUGUUGUUGUGCACCCGAAUGAACGUUUAGAUAUUGUGGUUCAAAAUGAUAAGUGUUCACGCACUGCUCUUAUAGAGUUUUUUAGGCUGAAUGCAGCUACACCUGGUGGUACAGGUCACCUGUACAGUGAGAUGACUGAACACUUUAGGUGGGACAAUGGAAAAAAGGAAGCAGCCAUUAAAAGAGGCUUAAUGGAAGCAGAUGGUGCAGUAGUGGCUUGCUUAGAGGAGGCAUCAGAAGUGCAAAUGCUUGUAGCAAUGAGUUCACUAGCACAGGAUUACAGGUAUGCAAAUCCAGGAGAUGAAGACAAAGCAAGGAGGUUAACUGUAAGAUCAAUUAAAUAG
Molecule: messenger RNA, 1098 nt
Organism: Chenopodium quinoa (quinoa)
Lineage: Eukaryota; Viridiplantae; Streptophyta; Magnoliopsida; Caryophyllales; Amaranthaceae
Exons: 4
Coding region: 1-1098 (365 amino acids)
Source: RefSeq, a predicted model, not a curated record